AUGCCCCCCAUGGCAUUAACAGGAAUAGUCACUAAAGUCGGCUGCAUGCACAAGACAGCCACUGUGACUGUUUCACGCCAUGUCAUCCAUAAAUUAACCGGAAAACGCAUUGAACGAAGCAAAAAGAUUCUAACACACGACGAACAAGAAGUCCUUCGAUUGAACGAUGCCGUGUUAAUACGAAACUGCCCUCCAAUAUCCGCGCGGAAACGCUUUAAACUGGAAAAGAUCUUGAAGAGUCCAGAGACAGAGCGGGAUUUGGCACACAUGCAGGCUGCACAACAGUCAUAA
Suillus subalutaceus is the source of this 291-nucleotide messenger RNA. RefSeq lists its product as uncharacterized. NCBI's taxonomy places the organism in Eukaryota, Fungi, Basidiomycota, Agaricomycetes, Boletales, Suillaceae. Gene Ontology annotation, biological process: translation. The coding region runs from base 1 to 291 and encodes 96 amino acids. The record is from RefSeq and is a predicted model, not a curated record. Gene Ontology annotation, cellular component: ribosome; mitochondrion. The transcript is spliced from 3 exons. Gene Ontology annotation, molecular function: structural constituent of ribosome.